AUGGAUAAUUCGUUGGUGGAUGCCCUCGUUGAACAAGUCAAUCUCGGCCUGAAGAGUGAUAAUGGGUUCAAACCUAAGACCUACAAGGCAACCAUCAGAGAGAUCAAUGAGACAUGUGGCAUAUUACUUGAAAAUCGUCACAUUUCUAAUCGGUUGCGGACCUUGAAGAGGUUGUAUAUUUCUAUCAAGGACCUGCUCAGUGCAUCCGGUUUUGGAUGGGACUCUGACAAAAAGAUGAUCGUCGCUACUGAUGAUUCUCACCCAUAUGCGGAACGUGUGCGAGGAAAGCACAUCGAUAGAUGGGAUGACUUGGCCUUCAUAUUCGGCAAUGACUGUGCCCAUAGAUCAUUUGCGAGUACGGCUUAG
This is a messenger RNA of Magnolia sinica, 366 nucleotides long. RefSeq lists its product as uncharacterized. Bases 1 to 366 code for a protein of 121 amino acids. The record is from RefSeq and is a predicted model, not a curated record. The transcript is spliced from 2 exons. Lineage: Eukaryota; Viridiplantae; Streptophyta; Magnoliopsida; Magnoliales; Magnoliaceae.